UUGACUGUUCUUUCCCCCCCUUCCCCCUUCCCCUCUGAACUCAACAAGAUGGAGAACGACGAUAAAUAUCUCCCCGAGCUUCUGGCGGAGAAGGACAGCCUGGACUCGUCGUUCACGCACGCUAUGAAACUUUUAAACGCAGAAAUCGAUAGAAUCCAAAAAGGCGAGACUAAAAAGGAGGCAGAGACCUACCUGGACCUUUUCACAACAAAGAACAUCAAACUUAAGGAACGAGUGCUCAUACCUGUCAAACAGUACCCAAAGUUCAAUUUCGUGGGGAAGAUUUUGGGACCUCAGGGCAACACAAUCAAACGUCUGCAGGAGGAGACCGGAGCCAAGAUCUCCGUGCUGGGCAAAGGAUCCAUGAGGGACAAGGCAAAGGAGGAGGAGCUGAGAAAAGGGGGCGAGCCCAAGUAUGCCCACCUGUCCAUGGAGCUGCACGUUUUUAUCGAGGUGUUCGCACCGGUGCCAGACGCCUACGUGCGCAUGGCGCACGCCAUGGAGGAGGUCAAGAAGUUCCUGUUCCCUGACAUGAUGGAUGAUAUCUGCCAGGAGCAGUUCAUGGAGAUGAGCUACCUGAACGGAGGGCAGGAGCACGGGGCCCGGGGCCGGGGGGGCAUGCCGGUCAGGGGCCGCGGAGUCCCACCUGCAGGCCAGCACAGAUGGGGAGACGGGGGGAGGGGGAUGCCUCCUCGCGGGGGGGCGGCCCGCGGGCCCGUGAGUCGGGGGGGCCCGGCCAGAGGCGGUGCAGUGAGGGGGGCCCCGGCCGGCAGAGGGGGGCCCCCGGCAGCCCCCGCCAGGGGGGCCGUGGCCUCCCGCGCCAGACCCCCGGCCGGUGGGCCACCGCAGAGGAUGGCCCCGCCCCCGGCCCACCAGCACACCCCCGGCGCCGCCGCCGAGGGCUACGAGGACUAUGGCUACGACGAGAGCUACUCAGACACGGGCUACGAGUCCUACGACAGCUACUACAGCCAGCCGCAGGCAGAACCAGAGUAUUAUGACUACGGACACGGUGAAACCACAGAGUCAUACGAGUCAUACGGUCAGGACGACUGGAACGGCACCCAGCGGACCACUCCCGGGAAGGCCCCCCCCUCCUCUAGAGGAGGCAAAACGCCAUACCGGGAGCACCCGUACCGACAGUACUGA
Menidia menidia (Atlantic silverside) is the source of this 1149-nucleotide messenger RNA. NCBI's taxonomy places the organism in Eukaryota, Metazoa, Chordata, Actinopteri, Atheriniformes, Atherinopsidae. The record is from the annotation of a GenBank genome assembly.